AAUACUCCGCAUAUGGCUGCUGCACGCGCUAACGGAGCAUGCGCACAGUCGGAUUUUACCAGAAUGUUGCAGACGAUAAAACCUGUAAAACACAUACGUUCUAUACUUAGCUACUGACCUUACAAAAUAUGUGACCUCUUCGGGAAUAUUGUUAUUUUUCUUGGUCAAAAAUGGCCUUCAAUUGGAUAAUUAAAGGAUAUUUACUCUAUGUGUGCAUUUAUAUAUUGGAAAUUAAAUCUUCAGAGGGAGGUGAUGUUCGGGACUUGAUGCAAGGUUGUAAUGACGGUUUGUUUGGUUACCAAUGUAGAUACAGAUGUCACUGUCAGCGUGAUGCUCCGUGCGACAAGAUUACUGGCACGUGCUAUAACGGAUGUGCCGCUGGUUACUGGGGACCCGGAUGUCAGUUAAACAACAAUUGCUUCUACAAUGGAAAAGCUCGUCAGUAUCAAGGACGUGUUUCAGUCACUGCAAGUUUAUUCAUCUGUCAAAGAUGGGGAUCACAGACGCCACACAGGCAUUCAUACAAAGCGAAUGACUUCCCCGACGGACAUAUUCCCGACAACUCCUGUCGGACAACAAAAGACUCGUCACGACCCUGGUGCUAUACAACUGACAAACGCCGGCGUUGGGAACAUUGUAAUGUAAACAACUGCAAUUGUCCAUUGAGCCGAUUCGGACAUAACUGUGACAGGGAAUGUCACUGCGCUGGUGGGACGGAAUGUGACAGUAUUAUGGGAAUAUGUAAAUCAGAUCAAUGUGCGCCUGGAUGGACUGGAUUUGAUUGUCAGACGCCUGAAAAAUGUCUGAGUAACACGUAUGGCUGGGAAUGUUCAGAGAGAUGUUAUUGUACGAAUCCGGAUCAUUGUGACAGGUUUACAGGUCCAACUCCUCAAUGCCAGUGUCAGAGAGGGUACUUCAACGCACCUUUUUGUGAACAAGUAACUCCACCAAGAAUUAUUCAUUUUGGGAACGAGCGGGAGAAUCAGGGACAAGCGUCGGUUUUCAACUGUACGGUAGCAGCGUUUCCGACACCACGUGAUAGUGAGAUCAGACUUCUAGCUCCACGAGGGAAACAUGUCACCUUGAUACAGUCUGUCGUGUUUACGUAUACACGGUCCAGUCUCUUUCAGGUAAGCAUGGUGAAUGCAAAUGAGAAAUACAGUUGUCUGGUACGAGCAGUUGCUGGGAAUACUUCCAUUACAAGAGAAGCCGAUGUGUUCAUACGCCCUAUGUUGAUAAAUCCACCAAAUAUAAUCAGGGAACAGGUUACAGGAACUGAGAUUCCUCUAGAAUGGCCACCUUGGAGUAGAUCUCGAGGUGAUACUGGGGAUCCACCUAUAAUGUGGUACAGUGUCUGGCUGAGAACAUUAGGAGAGUCUUCAUUCAGAAUGCUAAGCGUUGUUCCGGAAGUUCAGUGCUACGAGCGUUCUGCUUGUAAUUUUACUGUGACAGAUCUCAUUCCAUACACGAAUUACGUCAUAUAUAUCUCGGUAAGAAGACAAGGAGAUUCCAUGGAUGGACCAGCAGGACCUAUGGUUCACGUUAAAACAAAAUGUGCUGAACCGACAGAGAGUGUGAUAAUCACAACAAUAGCUGGAGAGUAUCAGGUGAACAACACAUAUCCAAAGACCAAGCUUAUAGUACAUUGGGAGGAUGCUCCAAAAGAAGCCUGGAGUUGUGAUAGCAUAAGAAAAUACCAGAUAUUAGUUUCAAAAGGUGAACCAGAUGUUAUGGUAACACACGUGGCAGGAAGGGCUUAUAAGCAGUUCCAAAUAUCAGAACUUGAACCUUCGACACAUUACUGUAUUUCAAUGAGAUAUGAAAAUAAUCAGGGAUUUUUUAGCCCAACAUCUGCUGAAAAAUGUGUAACUUCACCUUCAACGGUUUUGUCUGCACCGAGGAACCUCCAACUCAGCAGACGGACGAGUACAUCAUUAACGAUUUGGUGGGAACGCCCAUCAAAUGCACGUGGGAACAUGACGUUAUAUACAAUAAUAUACUGGAAAGGUUUUGUCAGAGAGUUGUCUACAAAGAAAGGCGUAGAAUACCAAUCAGGAGAAUUAGAAGUGAAAUACAAAUUGACAGGACUGGACCCAGUCACUAGUUAUAAUAUUCAGGUACAGGCUGUAAAUAGUGCCGGAUCUGGAGAAUACAGUGAAAUCCUGGUAGCAUCUACAUCAGAAGGACGUCCUGGUGCACUCUCUAAAUUCCGGAAUACUUCAAGGACACGAACAUCAAUCAUGUUAGAAUGGCAACCGCCAGAGAGGUCAAUCAGUGAGAUUAUGUUUUACUAUGUGAAGUGCACAAAUUCGAAAACCGCAUCAGUUAGUCAAGUAGAGCCGCUGCGCAUUCCAACAUCAAUGACAAAAUACAACUUUACUGGUCUCGAACCUACAACUCAAUACAUAUGUAGCAUUAAUGCAAGCUCUACUAUCGGCACGGGGCCCACAUCAUAUUUUAAAGCCUGGACGGAAGCUGUCGAUCCCACAGAACCUCCCGCACCAACCAUCCUUGGCCGUUCUGAUACGACAGUCACCUUGGAUAUAAAGCAACAUGUGGACGAAUCAAUCAGCUUUUACAGAAUAAUAGUAGAACAGGUUACAGAGCGCUCCAAACGUAGUGUACAAGAGUCAGUAUCUGACAUAAACUAUGACUAUUAUACUGCAAAGAAAGAAGGCUCGUCAAUAUAUGUGGCCGCUCAACUAGACAACGCUGAUGCAACUGGCACGUUUGUAGUUGGAGAUAACAAAACAUAUGGCGGAUACAAAAAUGUUCCUUUACACCCGCAGGAAGAAUACGAUAUAUGGCUCGGGGCAUACGCCGAGACUGACACGGGAAUUCGCAAAUCCAUAUCAAAAGCUGUCAAGGGAUCAGUUGCCCGCAGUGCAAUAACUGCUAUUCCACCAACCAGUCAUGUUCCGGUUAUCAUUGGCGUCCUCAUUCUUUUCAUCGUCCUCAUUCUCGUUGUUGCCCUCCUUUUGUUUAUGUGGAGGAAGAAACAUUUGCAGUCAGAGCGUGAAAAGGCAGAAAUGCCAAAUUUUGGACCAACAAUUAUUCCAGAACCUGAUUUAACACCUCCUUCUACUCCGAUUGAAAAUGUUGACAGUGACCCAUUACUAGAUGCUAGUGUUGGGUCGGACACUGAUUCAGAACCAAUCUAUGGUAAUAUAGGUUUUGACGUUGCUCCAGUGAAGGUAGAAGAUCUUUGGGACUAUGUGAAAAAUAACAAAUGCAACGAUUGUGAAGGUUUCAGAAGAGAAUACAAGCUGAUACCGGCCGGAAUCACAGCAAUGUGUGAGGCAGCAAGAAAGUGUGAAAACAAGAAUAAAAACAGAUAUGGAAAUAUUGUUGCAUAUGAUCAUACUAGAGUUGUAUUACAUGACUAUGAAGACGAACAUGAUGAUUAUAUCAAUGCAAAUUAUGUUGACGGGUAUAACAAGUCGAAGGCGUAUAUAGCAGCUCAAGGACCAACAAAAGAAACGUUGAAGGAUAUAUGGAGGAUGGUUUGGCAAGAACAAUCCAAAACUAUUAUCAUGUUGACCAAUCCUACAGAAACUGGAAAAAAAAAAUGCGAGUCGUAUUGGCCUGCUGAUGAGGUACAAUCACAUCAUGGUAUUACUGUUGAAUGUCUUGGUACAUCAGAUCUCCCUGACUUUACAACCAGAACAUUUAAACUUGCAAAGGACGAUGAGACUCGGGUGGUUAAACAGUUCCAUUACACAACGUGGCCUGACCAUGGGGUACCAAAAUACAGCAGCUCUCUUUUAUUACUUCGGCAGAAAAUACGAUCACAUGACAAUUUAGACGCAGGACCACAAGUGAUUCAUUGCAGUGCUGGAGUUGGGAGAACGGGGUCGUAUAUUGCAAUAGAUGUAGAAUUGGAGAGGGCGAAAACCGAAGGUAUCAUAGACGUCCACAACUUUGUUCAACUUAUGAGAACACAGAGAAUCAAUAUGGUACAAACCAUGGACCAAUAUGUGUUUGUGUAUGACUGUCUACUAGAGGCUUUGAUUAGCGGAGAUACAUUAAUGAGAGCUGAUGAAUACCAAGAUAUUCUCUCAGAGAUGUGUCAGUUUGACAAUACCAUACAAAAAACCAAACUAGAGGAACAAUUCGAGAUACUACGACUUAUUACGACCACAAUAGAAAGGGACGAAAGCACGACAGCUCUCAGGGCCGAAAAUAUUUUCAAAAAUAGAUGCAAAAAUAUUAUACCAGCAAAUCGGUGUCGUCCAUUUUUGAUGACGCCAUACGAAGGUUGCAACGACUAUAUCAAUGCAAUUUUCUGCAACAGCUACACACGUCGAGAUGGAUUUGUCUUGACACAAAUGCCCCUACCAAAUACUGUGAUAGACUUUUGGCGACUCAUUCAUGAUCACAAUGUAGCCGCCAUAGUCAUGCUGAACGAGGUGGACCAGUGCGAUGAGACUUGUGAACAGUACUGGACACUAGAAUCAUGUGGUGAGAAGUAUGGACCUUUUAUAGUAGAGACCACCGCCGAGAUCAAAUCUGACCCGAGCAUUACUAUUCGUGAUUUUUCCAUUACAAAUACUGACAUGCCACAUGCUGUGCCAAAAGUUGUUCGUCAGUUUCAUUUUCAUCGAUGGGUUGAUGAUUCUCCGGUUCCAAGUUCAAAACUUGCUCUAUUUGAACUUCUUGACAUGGUGGAUACAUGUCAAAGACACAGUGGAAACAAACCAGUUGUUGUUCACUGCAUGAAUGGUGCUUAUCGAAGUGGUUUAUAUUGUGCUGUGAGCAUACUUAUUGAACGCCUAAAACUUGAAAAAGAAAUUGAUGUCUUCCAAACAGUGAAACAGCUUAGGUUAUGUAGAUCACAUUUGGUAGACAAUUUGGAACAAUAUCGGUACUGUCACGAGAUUGUACUAGACUAUAUGAACUCUGUUAACAUGAACAGUAUGAGUACAUUUACACCCCCAGUCAAUUCAUCUACAGUUGUUUCGUCAUUACAUCUCAAAGUCGGUGAGCCAAAAGACACGUGAAUAAAACUUUUCAAAUAUCAAAUCCAAAUAUGUGACAAGAAGACCUAAGCAGUUUCGUCAUUAGCGUAUAUGUAAAUUUAAAAGCCAACGCCGGAUGUGCUUAAUGUUACAGUCCUCACAUUAUUAAUAUCUAAUUACUUAUUUCAUUCACAAUUUUAUGUGAACUUUUAGCUACAGUAUAGACAUUCACUAAAGAAAUUUUACAACAAUUUGUGAAGAUGGCCUUUUCCUUGCAAACACCAAUUAUUUAGCGAAAAAGGUGAUCAUAAAGUGCAUUUAUGAAGGUCAAUUUGAUACAUCCUAGUGAUGAGCAAUGUCGUAAGCCCAUAUAACUUUAGUUAUAAGCAUUUCAUUAAGAA
Molecule: messenger RNA, 5359 nt
Organism: Ruditapes philippinarum (Manila clam)
Lineage: Eukaryota; Metazoa; Mollusca; Bivalvia; Venerida; Veneridae
Product: receptor-type tyrosine-protein phosphatase F-like
Exons: 35
Coding region: 171-5000 (1609 amino acids)
Biological process (GO): protein dephosphorylation
Molecular function (GO): protein tyrosine phosphatase activity; protein binding
Source: RefSeq, a predicted model, not a curated record